AGCUGCAGUUUGGAUUGGACACGUUCCUCCUGUCAGUGGAGAUGAUCUGUCUGUAAUAGCUUAAUUUGUUGUUCAAACAAAACAAAGAGGGAGACUUCACGGAUGACUCUGAACGCCGGUGGCCCGGGCUAUGGAAGUUUGUCCAGUCCCGGGUUUUCGAACAGUGCGAGUGGCACUGAGGCGGUGCCGCUGCUCAUCCCAGAGCAUGAGCCAGAGGCGCGUCAGGGCUGGAGGCCUCUGUCCAGGGAGGAGCUGGAAGAUGAAGCGGGAAGCCCGGGAUGGAGAAAGUUCCGCUUUUACCUGGUGCUGGUGUUCUGGCUCACCUGGGUGGCCCUACUCGGCACGGCCAUCGCCAUCCUCGUGUUGACGCCCAAACCCGUGGCUCAGCCGCUCAAAUGGUGGCAGAAGACCUUAUUCUACCAGCUCCAGCCAGACCUGCAGCUUGAUGCUGCUUUGGAGCGGUCUGGGAACCUGAAUGCUGUGUAUGAGGAAUUGUCCUACCUCAGGUCUCUGGGUGUGGGGGCAUUAAUCUUGGAGGGGCUGUUUGGAACAGACGUAUCCCCUGUGAACAUCUCUGCCACUGUCAAAGGCUCUGCCACAUUCCCUGUGAUUCAGCACAUCCUCCAGCAGAGCAACAAAGCAGAUCUAAAGGUCGUGUUGGACUUUUGUGAUGUGGACCUGCUGGGACCCCGGAUGGGAGGAAUGGACAUAGAGGAGUCAAACACUUUAGCUAAUGUCAAGGACACACUCCGGUUCUGGUUGGCUCAAGGAGUAGCAGGGUUUACCAUCUGCGACACUGACGAAGCAUUUUCAGAAAAGACUCUACUGGAGUGGAGAGUUGUUCUGCAAGAACUCAACUCUGAGGAUGAGUGCAUCAUUUUAGUCAAACAAAGAGGCGAUAAUUUGCCUCCCCUCAAUAACUCAACUACAUUGGUGGACGUGGUCAUUAAGUCAAUCCUGCCCAUGUCUUCUCACCUUUUGUCUGGACAAGAAGUCUCCACUGCCAUUGAGACACAUCUGUACAGAACAGAUACCAGUGGAGUAUGGACCAGCUGGAUGGUUGGAGGGAAAGCGUCAGAGAAGUUAAAGAAACUACUGCUGGUGCUGUUGAUGACGCUGCCUGGGUCUCCUGCAGUGGAGCGUGACUCAGACAUCGAUCAAAAAGAGGAUAUGGAUCUAAACCCUGCUACAUUUCUCAGAGUGGACAGUGAACCUGAAUCAGACAGCCCAGACACUAAGAAGAGGCGGCAUGUAGCUCACGCGUUGUUCACCUCCCUCAGUCAUUCCAGGGCCAGAGAGGAGGCUCUACUGUAUGGCACAUUCAGCUUUCUGCCUUUUCACACCUCCAACUCCUCCAACUCCACUGCCCCUCCGCCCCCUCCCGUCCUGGCCUUCCUGCGCUCUUGGGGGUGUGUUCAUUUCCUCAUUCUGCUCAAUAUUGGACCCCAGACUCACGCCCUGGACCCUGCUUGGGCACCCAGUCUGCCAGAAGCGGGAGUGUAUGUUGCCAGUACUGGGAUGGACCGCUUGGGAGCAACAUCUCUGGACACAUUGGUGCUUCAGCCACAUGAGGCCAUUGUCAUAAAACUGUUUGAGGCUGGAGCGUAUUCAUAAAGCUUGUUAGAAUUUCACCAAAGAAGACAAAGUAACAGAUCAUUGUUUUAAUUUGUGUUUUAUAAAUAUGAACUAUAAUGCAAUUGGCAAUUUUCAAUAAAGCAAAGGUUUUAUGUUCUUAAAGGUAAAGGGGGUGCUUACACAAACAGUUCACUAUGACAGAAUACACGGUUAUUUAUUGAAGUAAUCUGCAAAAAUCACUGUUUAUGCAGCACAUAUUGUUUCAAUCUUGCUCAAAUUGCAAUAAAGUAUUAUCUGAUU
Messenger RNA from Periophthalmus magnuspinnatus, 1875 nucleotides. Its product is annotated as 4F2 cell-surface antigen heavy chain. Lineage: Eukaryota; Metazoa; Chordata; Actinopteri; Gobiiformes; Gobiidae. Bases 103 to 1614 code for a protein of 503 amino acids. The transcript is spliced from 10 exons. Gene Ontology annotation, biological process: amino acid transport. The record is from RefSeq and is a predicted model, not a curated record.